UACUGGCACGCACGACAGCCGGAGCGGCCGGUACUCGGCGCGAAGCGUGACACACAAGUGUGUGAGAAGAGAGAGAGGGAAGGAGGAGGCGAGCAGGGGACCGUGCUGCCCUCUGUGCUGAUGGACAAUAAGGAUAUUUAACCGCACGCCCGGGGAGCGCACAGACACCGCAGUCCAUGCCUCUGCCUUGCCAGGUCAUUGAUGGGAAAUCAACUGGAUCGGAUCACCCACCUCAACUACAGCGAGCUGCCCACGGGGGAUCCGUCCGGGCUGGAGAAGGACGAGCUUCGGGUCGGCGUCGCCUACUUCUUCUCUGACGAAGAGGAGGAGGUGGACGACCGCACUCCGUCUGACUGCGGCUUCACCAAGGACCACAGCCCGGCCGAGGAGGGACCGUUCUCGGUCAGCGAGGUGGAGUACUCGGCGUUCUGCUCCCAGGAAUGCAUCUUCUCCAAGCUGCGGGAGAACGAGGACCUGAACGUGUACUCGGCCAAAACUUUGCUGACUAUGUGCAAACCGGGGGACCUGCUGGAGCUGGUGGGCACGGCGCAAGCCCCCCACUGGGCCAUCUACGAGCAGGACGACCGGGUCAUCCACCUGCACAAGGGCGAGAUCCGCAAGGACCGCCUGCUGGAGGUCAGCCUGGGUCGCCGCGGGAGGAUAGUGAACAGUCGGUACCGGUACCGGCCGCUCCCGCCGGACCUGGUGAUGCAGAACGCCGCGGGACACCUGGGCCUGCGCAGCGAGGAGACCUGCUGGACCAACUCGGAAAGUUUCGCGGCGUGGUGUCGCUUCGGCAAGCGGGAGUUCAAAGCCGGGGGGGAGGUGCACUCGGCGGAGCAGCAGUAUUUCCUCAAGGUGCACCUGACCGGAAGCGGGGUGCACACGCUGGUCUUCCGCAGCCUGGAGGACAUGAUCCGGGAGCGGAGGCGAGUGGACGCCAGCGGGAUUCUCAAAGAGCUGUCCCUGGUGAACGGGGGCCAGGAGUGAUCAGGGAUUCCGUUUGAUAUAUCCCCCCCCACCCUACACCCCCCCAGCCAGCCUCUCCCCCAUCUGCCCCCCCCCAUCAAGCUGCCUCGUCUCCGCCAGCGCGCACGGACGCACAGUUUCUUUUUCUGCGCACACACAAGCACACAGACGCGCACGCACAUGCAAAAAAAAACAAAACAAAAGGACCUGUUGGGUUGUUGGACUGUCUGCUGUGUCACGCACGGACCC
Molecule: messenger RNA, 1218 nt
Organism: Limanda limanda (common dab)
Lineage: Eukaryota; Metazoa; Chordata; Actinopteri; Pleuronectiformes; Pleuronectidae
Gene: lratd1
Product: LRAT domain containing 1
Exons: 2
Coding region: 202-990 (262 amino acids)
Source: RefSeq, a predicted model, not a curated record